Messenger RNA from Calliphora vicina (urban bluebottle blowfly), 1233 nucleotides. RefSeq lists its product as uncharacterized. Bases 1 to 1233 code for a protein of 410 amino acids. The record is from RefSeq and is a predicted model, not a curated record. NCBI's taxonomy places the organism in Eukaryota, Metazoa, Arthropoda, Insecta, Diptera, Calliphoridae. The transcript has a single exon. Gene Ontology annotation, molecular function: catalytic activity.
AUGCCGUAUGAUGCAGCAGAUCCACCAGGCAAUGAUGUGUUGGAGCUAACGGCGUAUACAAAAAGGAGAGGUGCUAUCCUGGUUAUGGGAUGUGAUGCAAAUGCUCAUCACAGCCAAUGGGGCAGUGCUGAUAUCAAUAAAAGAGGUGAGUGCGUCUAUGAUUUCAUAACUGUCAAUAAUCUAGUUAUCUGUAACAAGGGCAACAUGCCCACGUUUAUGAACAAAGAUAGGCAGGCGGUUAUAGACAUGACCUUGACGAACCAAGAUGAUAAUUUCGUUAGAGAUUGCAGGGUAUCCACGGACUGUUCCUUUUCGGAUCAUAGUAGGAUUACCUUCACCUUGAAUUUCAACUCGUCCUUAAAGGUACCAUUCAGGGAUCCUAGGCGGACAAACUGGGGAACCUUUUAUGAAAAGGUACGUACUGGGUUUGAACAGUUUACUUUAUGUGAACUGAUACCAUCCAAUUUGGAAAAAACGGUGAACAAUUUCACCCGUUUACUAAAUGAGAGCUAUGAGUCAUCAUGCCCAAUAAAAUUUCCCGGUAGGCGUAAACAGCCAAAAUGGUGGACUAAGGAACUUCAAGUUCAGAGGUCGACGGUUAGGAAAUCUUUUAAUAGGGCGAAGCUCACUGGAUUACAAGGAGACUGGAACAACAACAAGGUGUGCUUCAAUAAAUACAAGGGAGAUCUGAAAAGAGCGAAGCGGAUUUCAUGGAGGAAUUAUUGUGAAUCCGUUGAUAGCGUCAAUGAGAUGUCAAGAUUUCGGAGAAUUUUAUCCAAAGACCCAAAGGUCAUAGGGUAUAUUCAAAGAGCUGACAACUCAUGGACGGAAUCCAGCUCGGAAACACUCUCCCUGCAUAUGGAAACACACUUUCCUAGUUGUGAAGGUAUAGGCACUAGGGCUGACGAUCAGGGGGCUAACAUGCCUGAGGGUACUAGUCAUGACUCUAGACAAAUUGAGGGAAUAGUCACUAGGGAAAAACUAGCCUGGGCGGUGAAAUCUUUCGACCCGUAUAAAUCACCAGGUCCGGAUGGAGUAUUUCCGGCGAUGCUGUGUAAUAUCCCGGAUACGGCACUAUUCCUUUUGGCGGAUAUCUUCAAGGCCUGUCACAGUAGGAAGUAUCUGCGUGCGGGUGGAGAGAGGUCAAGGUUGUUUUCAUACCUAAGGCCGGUAAGGCCAGCCACUCGAAACCAAAGGAUUUUAGACCUAUUAGCCUAUCGUCUUUUCUUCUGA